UGUGUAGUCUGCUGCAAUUUCAUCAUGAUUUUACAACUCAAAAUAAUCAUAUCUAAUUAAAUGUCCACGUGAUAUAGCUGAAUUUCACUCUGCUGAAACAACAUGUUUGCGGUGUUUUGGGUUCUCUUGCACACGGUGCACAUAAUCUACAGUGUUAUUACUUAUUUACAAGAGGGAAUUGCACUGUUGAUUUCAGCUUACAAACAGCGAACUUUUUUUGGAUUUGGAAAAGAAUAUUUCGAUCAAUCGACGUUUGAGCGCAUAAAAACGUAUUGUUGCUUUGAUCGAAGCUCCAAGUAUCCGAAACAUGUAGCGCUCAUUGUUAGUGAUAGAGUGACAUCGUCGAUAGACGUAAAUAAAUUUAUUAAUUGGUGCAUCGCUGCUAAAAUACAUUACGUUUCUGUUUACGAUUGUAAAGGUAUUUUGCAAAAAAAUGUGAAAGAGAUUGAGAAAAAAUUUAUUCAGCUCAAACCUCAAAUGGCGGAAAAAAUUGAAUGGAACUGUCAUUUAAUAGAUUCAACUGAUAAGACUAUGUUAAAAAUUGAAAAAAUAUCGAGUGAUGUAUCAGAAUCUAAUUCUGUAAUCCAAAGUAGUGAUUAUCAUAAAAUACAGUUUUUAUCAUAUGGCGAUGGCAAACAAAAAAUUGUUGAUUGUAUAAAAUCUAUGGUGAACAAAAAAUACCUUACUCAGUGUAGUAUGGAAGAACUUCAAGCUCUACUAGAUUCUACAUUAAGUACUGGAUUUCCAGAUCUUGAUUUAGCUAUAGUAGUUGGAAGCAGUAUGUGCUCUUAUGGCCUUUUGCCUUGGCAUACCAAAGUUACAGAGUUUUUUACUGUUCCUGCCAAUUUUAAUGCAUCUUUUGAAACCUUCAAAAGUAUCCUUAUAAAGUUUAGUAAAAGUGAACAGCGUUAUGGUAGAUGAGUUAACAUUUUGUGCUACAAGGCAAAAUCAUGAAUUUCCAUAUUUUUGUACCAUAAAUUUCAUCAAAUGAUAAACUUGUGAGUUUUGAAACGACAUUCAUAACCAUUUACAGUAAAAGUCCUGUUAAAUGAUUGGAAUAUCAACUUUUUGUUGUAUAAAAUUUUUACUUAGUGUAUUAAAAAUGUAUUUUAUGAUGGAAAUUAAAAAUUAUAAUCUGUAAAUAAACAAAGAAGAAAACUAGGCAAUAUUUUUCAAUUUAUAUUUUAAUAACUUUUAAAACGUGUGAAUAAUUAAUACAUCAUAAGGUCCAAAUCAUUAAUUACACCAUAUAUUUAAAAUAACAAUUUGCUUAUAAUAAAUUUCACAAUUCAUAAUCAAAUGAACAGUGUAGAAAAUAUCUUAUCAAUUUUAAUAUUAUUUAUUCUCUAUUUAUGAUUUUUUCAAAGUGAGUGAAAAUGCAAUUGUAUUUAUGUAUAGUCAAAUCAAAAAAAUAGGCUAAAUUAUAGAAUUACAACGUACAAAUAAAUGACUGUCUCAUUGAAAGACUAAAUAUUA
Messenger RNA from Trichogramma pretiosum, 1476 nucleotides. It is a transcript of the gene Tango14, whose product is annotated as dehydrodolichyl diphosphate synthase complex subunit nus1. Bases 103 to 921 code for a protein of 272 amino acids. Gene Ontology annotation, cellular component: endoplasmic reticulum membrane; dehydrodolichyl diphosphate synthase complex. The record is from RefSeq and is a predicted model, not a curated record. Gene Ontology annotation, molecular function: ditrans,polycis-polyprenyl diphosphate synthase [(2E,6E)-farnesyl diphosphate specific] activity. The transcript is spliced from 3 exons. NCBI's taxonomy places the organism in Eukaryota, Metazoa, Arthropoda, Insecta, Hymenoptera, Trichogrammatidae.